Messenger RNA from Adineta ricciae, 1239 nucleotides. The record is from the annotation of a GenBank genome assembly. Lineage: Eukaryota; Metazoa; Rotifera; Eurotatoria; Adinetida; Adinetidae.
AUGUUUCAUUUGACAAAACAUCUGCAGAGUUUAAACGAAGAUUUCAACACGAUUAUCAAUGAUUAUGAUCAAUUUAGGGAUCAAAUCAAUCAAAACCAACUCGUUUCUUCCUCGAUGAAACAAAUUGAUCAAUGGGAAAAGAAAUCGAUCGAAUUAAUUCAACAAACAGCUCAACAAUAUCGAAAUAUUUUAAUCGAAAAAGAAAGAAAAGAUCUCGAUAAAUUAAGGAGAAAAUUUGAUGAAAUAACAGAAAAAAUGAAAAAAGUUCAAAAAGAAAAUGAAUUUAAUGAAUUGGAUUUGAAUUAUUUCAAAGAUCAACUAAUGGAAAUGAAAAAACAAACGGAAAAUCAAAUGGAAAUGAAUUCAAUGGAAAAUUCACAAAUAUUCAUCGAAAAACUCUCGAAAAGAGUUAUUCAAAAAAUAAUUUUGAGGAAAUGGAGACAAAAUGGAUCGACAAUUUGUGGAGGAAAUGGAAGAGGAAAAGAAUUAAAUCAACUUUCAGGUCCUCAAGGAAUAUUUAUCGACAAAUAUCAAAGUCUUUUCAUUGCGGAUUCGGGGAAUCAUCGAAUUGUUCGAUGGAAAAGAAACGAAAAUCGAGGAACAGUUGUGGCUGGUGGAAAUGGAAGAGGAAACAGUUUGAAUCAAUUGGAUCGACCAGCGAACGUGAUUGUUGAUGAACAAAAUAAUUCAAUCAUCAUUGCUGAUCAAGGAAAUCGAAGAGUAAUGCGAUGGUUUUUUAACGAAAAUCAACCGGAGAUUCUCAUUCACAAUAUCGACUGUUGUCGGUUAACAAUGGAUAAAUUUGGAUUUGUUUAUGUUCCUGAUUGGAAGAAAGAUGAAUUCAACCUUCCAACUUUUCUAUUUGUCGAUGACGAACAAUCUCUUUAUGUUUCAGAUUUUGGGAAUUAUCGUGUGAUGAAAUGGAGAAAAGAUGCACAGGAAGGAAUUGUUGCUGCUGGUGGAAACGGAAGAGGAAACAAUCUGAAUCAAUUAAAUUGUCCUGAAGGAAUCAUUGUCGAUCAUGAGGGACGAAUUUAUGUUGCGGAUAUGUACAAUCAUCGAAUAAUGCGAUUGUGUGAAGGAGAUGAAGAAGGUGAAAUAAUUGUUGGUGGAAAUAGAAGGGGAAAUGAACCUAAUCAAUUGUCUUAUCCUCGCAGUUUAUCAUUUGAUGGGGAAGGAAAUCUUUAUGUUGGUGAUUUAGAAAAUGAUAGAAUCGAGAAAUUCGAUCUAAUUAGUUAA